Molecule: messenger RNA, 1132 nt
Organism: Vollenhovia emeryi
Lineage: Eukaryota; Metazoa; Arthropoda; Insecta; Hymenoptera; Formicidae
Gene: Nubp1
Product: cytosolic Fe-S cluster assembly factor NUBP1 homolog
Exons: 7
Coding region: 66-1037 (323 amino acids)
Biological process (GO): iron-sulfur cluster assembly
Cellular component (GO): cytosol
Molecular function (GO): ATP binding; 4 iron, 4 sulfur cluster binding; ATP-dependent FeS chaperone activity
Source: RefSeq, a predicted model, not a curated record
GGUUCAAAACGUGUGUCAUAUUCUUAUCAACAAUGCGUACAUUAGGCAAGAGUUCAUGAUCCAACAUGGCAGAUGUACCUAGCGAGGCUCCCGAACACUGCCCUGGAACCCAGAGUGAUAAUGCCGGCAAAGCAUCGGCUUGUGCGGGCUGCCCGAAUCAGUCGCUGUGCUCGUCCGGUGCCGCCAGGCAGCCGGAUCCUGGCAUUGCGCUUGUGAAGGAAAGGCUAUCCUCAGUGCGGAGUAAGCUGCUGGUGCUCUCGGGCAAGGGCGGAGUGGGCAAGAGUACCGUGACGUCGUUGCUGUCCAGGUGUCUUGCGGCAAAUAAUCCUGACAGAAAUGUGGGAGUAUUGGACAUCGACAUUUGCGGGCCAUCGCAGCCAAGAGUACUGGGAGCACUUGGUGAGCAGGUUCACCAGAGUGGAUCGGGAUGGUCCCCUGUGUAUAUCGAGGAUAACUUGUCGCUGAUGUCGAUUGGAUUUUUGCUCGGCAGUCCGAGUGACGCGGUUAUAUGGAGAGGGCCGAAGAAGAAUGGUAUGAUCAGGCAGUUCCUGUCGGAAGUCGACUGGGGUAGUUUGGAUUAUCUCAUUCUGGAUACACCGCCUGGCACGUCGGACGAACACCUGUCAGCCGCGUCGUAUCUCAAGGGCGCCGGCAUUACGGGUGCCAUAAUUGUCACGACGCCGCCGCAAGUUGCCCUCCUCGACGUCAGGAAGGAGAUAGACUUCUGCAGGAAGGUGAACAUUCCAAUUAUGGGCGUGGUUGAAAACAUGAGUGUCUUCGUGUGCCCCAAGUGCAAGAACACCGCGGAAAUAUUCCCAGCUUCGUCGGGCGGCGCGCGGACGAUGUCGAGUGAAUUAAAUGUGGAAUUCUUAGGCUCGAUACCUUUAGACCCGCUGCUGGCCAGAUGUUGCGACGAGGGUAAAAACUUUCUGACAGAGAUGCCGGACUCGCCAGUCGUUAGCGCUUUAAACGAAAUUACCAAGAGUAUCGCUCGAAAGUGUGAAGAAGAGAAAGAGAACUGUCCCAGUAAUUCUUAACGCAAACUACAUCUUUUGUACAAAGAUUUGUAUGUAAACGCGCCUGUAUUGCUGACUAAGUCUAUAAUAAAGAGACCCGUUCUGUUCUAAUGCAA